This is a messenger RNA of Episyrphus balteatus (marmalade hoverfly), 2947 nucleotides long. RefSeq lists its product as uncharacterized. Gene Ontology annotation, biological process: proteolysis. The transcript has 10 exons. The coding region runs from base 184 to 2838 and encodes 884 amino acids. The record is from RefSeq and is a predicted model, not a curated record. NCBI's taxonomy places the organism in Eukaryota, Metazoa, Arthropoda, Insecta, Diptera, Syrphidae. Gene Ontology annotation, molecular function: serine-type endopeptidase activity.
AUAAAGUUGAAGUUCAGUUGUUAAUGUGAUUGGAUCCGAAGCGGAUCACUAUUUUUUGUAUUUCUUUCGCCAAAGAAGAUAUAUUUCGUACUGCACCGGCUAAGUCGUAGAUACUUUUUUUUUUAAAUUAAUUUUAAGUGAUUUGUAAAUUUGUAUGUCCUUGUAAUUUAAGUAUUAAAAAAAAUGUAUUUCAAAACAAGUUUAUAUAUUUUUAUUACAAUUUUGGGGUUUAUUUAUAUUCCCCAAUUCACAAGUGCCCAGUCUCAAUGUUUGAAUCCAAACCAAAACCGCGGUAAUUGCAUUUCGAUUUAUCAAUGUUCAUCACUUUUAAGUGUGGCGGCACGUAAGCCUCUACAAGAUAUUGAUAGAAGGUUUUUACGGAGUUCUCAAUGUCGUGGAGGAUUGGGACAGCCACCAUAUGUUUGUUGUACCGAUGAAACAGGUUAUGUAAGACAACCAACACCAUCUACGGUCUUAUUCCCUACAGAAAAUAGACCUAAUAUAAAUCGAAUCAGAGGUCAAAGUUUUAACCAAUCACCCAGAGGGCAGCUGCCAGGACCUCCGGCUUGUGGUGGAGUAACAUUACAAAAUAAAAUCUAUGGCGGAGAUGAUACGGAUUUAUCUGAGUUUCCUUGGUUGGCAAUAUUUGAGUAUAGAAGAAGAAAUGGUCAAAGAAGCACGAACUGUGGUGGAUCCUUAAUUAACCAAAGAUACAUUAUAACUGCUGCCCACUGUGUGGCUGGGGCUACCGAGCGAGAAGUUGGACCAUUGGUAAGUGUUAUUCUUGGAGAGCACGACACAACGAGAACAAUUGAUUGUGUAGGUAGUACGUGUGCGGGUCCAGCUUUAAGAUAUGGUGUUGAGGAAGCAAGAGCUCAUGAAUCAUACAGUGACGCCCAACCACAUCGUCACAAUGACAUAGGUUUGGUGAGAUUGGAUCGAAAUGUAAUUUACUCAGACCAAAUUAGACCAAUUUGUCUGCCAUUCACUCUACCUAAUGAACAACUUCCCAGUGGAACUCUGUUAACUGUUGCCGGUUGGGGAAGGACACUAAAUACUCGAAAAAGUGCCAUCAAACAAAAAGUUCAAGUCCCAUUGACCGAUCAAGGUGAAUGCCGUCAAAAGUUCCUAAAGCGUAAUAUUCAAAUCAUUGACGCCCAAGUUUGUGCGGGUGGUGUUUAUGCUGAAGAUAGUUGUGAUGGAGAUUCUGGUGGGCCAUUGAUGAGUUUCCGUCAAGGUGUUUGGGUGUUGGAAGGUAUUGUUUCGUUUGGUGUUAAGUGUGGAUUUCAAGGCUGGCCAGCAGUUCAUACACGAGUUGAAAGUUAUGAUAAUUGGAUAAGAAGUGUGAUACGAGCUUACACGCUAGCUGCUAGCAAACUUCAGCCAUUGUCACUGCCUCAAGCACGUACGAGCGCUAGUCUCAAAGUCUGUGUUAAACGAUCGGUCUCGAGCCGAUGUCAUACACCAGCAACGAUACGGAAAACAAUGAUCAAAGCUCAAUUGACCCUGCAAUGGCUGGCUUUAGUUGCGGUUGGUAGUUUGUCGCUGGCAGACGUCGCUAGCAUCGUUACAAACGACAAUGCCCGUACCGAUUUGGUGUCCUGUGAUAUUCCAAAUGAGAGUGUGCGUGGGCAAUGCCGCGACGCCGCAGACUGCGAGGCGUUUUUGAAAGUGAACAAUGAAACGAGUUACGCUGUCGAUAAUGAUGAUGAAGUGUCGCAACCGGAAUUGUUGCGUUUCCUGGAAAAAGUGCAAUGUGAAAGUGAAAGUGGGUCGUUGUCGUCGUCGUCUUCUUCAGAGUCGUGGAAGAGAUCAACGACGACAGCGCCAGUUAUUGUGUGUUGUCCUUUAAAUGGACGCGCAUAUGCCCAUCCGGCGUUAGAAGUGCCAAAAAGUAGUACCAAUCAAAUUUUUUCCUCGAAACUCAAUAAGUCGCGAAAUAAGAUCAAAAAGUUGAAAAGACGUAUUCAGAAAGUCGAGAAUUCGGAGAAUUUUAACGGUUUAUUUAGCGAUUGCGGCAAGCAGGUGACCAAUAGGAUUUAUGGUGGCGAAAUUGCCGAAUUGGAUGAGUACCCUUGGCUGGCGUUGCUUGUCUACAACACAAUAGACGAUUAUGGAUGCAGUGGAGCGUUGAUAGACAAUCAACACAUCUUGACAGCUGCCCAUUGUGUCAAGGGUAGCGGAGUGCGCGAAAAAAAUGGAUUAAAACACAUUCGCUUGGGCGAAUUCAACGUUAAGACUGAACCAGACUGCAUUGAAGAACCAAAUUACCUCAACUGCAAUGAUGCAGCUCUCGACAUGGCUAUAGAGCGGAUAUUUGUUCAUCCUGCAUACGAUGAAUACUCGGUGAAUAAAUACGACGACAUUGCAAUCAUCCGACUGAAAAGCAUUGUGCCAUUCACCCACUUCAUCAUGCCCAUAUGCUUACCCUUAUCCAAUGCCGAUGAUGGAAACAGCUUUAAGCCAGGUCAUAUGUUUUCAGUUUCCGGUUGGGGCCAGACAGAUUUGUUUGAUAAAUACUACCCGAACAUUCAGAGUCCGAUCAAGUUGAAACUUCGUGUUCCGCUUGUUUCCAAAGCAGAUUGCGUUAAGCUCCUUAAACCUUUCGGAGUCCAAGUUGGUCGUAAUCAAUUGUGUGCUGGCGGAGAAUUCGCCAAAGACACCUGCUCUGGGGACAGUGGCGGCCCACUAAUGUCUUUCAACCGAAAGCGUUUGCGUUGGGUAGCUUACGGAGUUGUUAGUUACGGCUUCACGAGAUGUGGCAUGGCGGAUCAUCCGGCUGUGUACACAAAUGUCUCGGCAUACCUCGAUUGGAUAAACGACACAAUAAAAAGCUAGCAAGAGUCUUCUCAAUCUUAGCUGUGUGUAGGUUUAAAAAUAUAAAUAGUAAUAAUUUUAUUGUAUAUUUAAUAUUUGUUUAGCUAAGUGUAUCUCAUAUUCUCGAAUA